AUGCUGGUGACCUAUUUGGAAGCCAGCCGGGACCUUUGCGAGACGGACUCAAUUCUUUUUGGCGCCGCACUGGCAGUAUGCCGUAUUAUUGGUGCCAAUCUUCCCAUGGCUGGACGUGCUACUCAACAAGGUAGUGCCAUCCCAGCCUGGAGAAAAAGAAUCGAGGACCGUAUCGCAAAGGCAAGGGCCCUUAUCGGCAGACUGACAAGCUUCAGGUCGGGUAAUAUUAGACCGAGAGUUGUGCGCACCGUUAGAAUGGCGUUUGCUGGGACAAAUAUUAGUUUGUCCCAGCUGGAUAUCACGCAGAAACUAACGGAGCGCAUAGAUGACCUAAAGCAAAAAAUCGCUGCUUGGGGGAAGCGUAUUCGACGAUUUAGUGAGAGGUCAAGGCGGUUAAACCAAAAUCGUCUCUUCCAGAGUGAUCAGAAGAGGCUCUAUAAAUCAUUGGAGCGACCAGAGGUAUGUGGAGCGGGCCCAGGACCGGAUCAGGCUGACACUGUCGCAUUUUGGCGUGGCCUGUGGUCAGAGCCCGUAAACCACAGCGAGGGCCCUUGGAUGGAAGUUGUGGCGAGCCAGAGUGCAAGUGUUACGCCUAUGGACCCCGUCACCACAAUGCCUGAAGACGUGGCUGAGGCGGUCCGUAGGGCCCCGAACUGGAAAAGUCCGGCGCUCGACGGGCUGCAUCAUUACUGGCUGAAGGGGUUCGUAGUGUGUCACGCUGUGCUCGCCCGACAGUAUCAAGAGGCUCUCGAUCAGAAGUCGCUCCCGAGCCUCUUCACUACUGGGAUCACUCACUUGGUUCCUAAAGAUCAGGAUACCACAGACCCGAGCAAAUACCGCCCCAUCACGUAUCUACCCACUAUAUAUGACACUGACAUCCAUUUUGAGCGCGAGAAUCACUCGUCACCUGGAGCUAAAUCAGGGCCGCUGCCUGGGGGUCGCCGGGGCGCGUCUGGAGCUGGCGCUGGACGCGGCAGCAUGCGGGCCGCCAGCCGAGCGCGAGGAGCUGCACGGUCAUCUACCAGCCCUCCGCAUCCAUCAUCCCCACCAGAAGGCUUGGUGUCGGCUGGGUCUUCUCGGACUCAGCAAGCGGCACCCGCCGCUGGUGGAGCACGUCGCAUGCGUUGGUCACAAGAAAUGAAUGCAAACGCACUGCGGGCGUACUUUAGGGCAAAAGGGGAAGAAACUGGAUGUUUGGCGUAUCGGGCUAGGAUGCAUCGUCUUUUUGCUGAGCUGGAGCCAUCUUUAAUCGUCACAGAGCAAAACCUGGCGGACCGAGUUCGGUAUAUCUUGCGCUCAAAUAUAUUUGAUGUUGCCGAACUCGAACGGCUACGACGUGAGGCUGUACCCUCGUCGGAUGAGAAUGCUACGGCUGAGGAUGCGGCGCCACAAAUGGUAGAGCAACCCGCAAACGUGGAUGCCGCCGUGAAUACCCCAGUUGUGGUUGAUUCAAACGAUGAUGGAACAGUCGCCCAGGAACUGGAAUUAGAGCAUAUGAGGAGUAUAUUGGAAGAGGCGAUUGUGGAAACGCGCAGUACGCCUCUCGAAAAUCGACCGCGACUUCCCCGCAUAGCCCUAAGCAAGCGGAAUCGGGCUGUCGUGAGGGCUCUGAACCCAAUGCUGGUUACCUAUUUGGAAGCCAGCCGGGACCUUUGCGAGACGGACUCAAUUCUUUUUGGUGCCGCGCUGGCAGUCUGCCGUAUCAUAGGCGCCAAGGUUUCCACGGCUGGACGCGCUACUGGCCAUAGUAGCGCUAUCCCAGCAUGGAGAAGAAGAAUUGAGGAACGUAUCGCAAAGGCUAGAGCUCUCAUCGGCAGACUGAUAUGCUUCAGAUCAGGCAACAACAGGCCAAGAAUUGUGCGCACCGUCAGGAUGGCGUUUGCUGGGACAAAUGUCAGUUUGUCCCAGCCGGAUAUAACGCAAAAACUGACGGAGCGCAUAGAUGAUCUGAAGCAGAGAAUCGCUGCUUGGGGAAAGCGGAUUCGACGAUAUACCGAGAGGUCGACACGGUUCAACCAGAAUCGUCUCUUCCAGAGUGAUCAGAAGAGGCUCUAUGAAUCAUUGGAGCGACCAAUGGUAAGUGGAACGGGUCCAGCACCGAAUCAGGCCGACACUGUAGCAUUCUAG
This is a messenger RNA of Parnassius apollo (apollo), 2127 nucleotides long. The record is from the annotation of a GenBank genome assembly. Lineage: Eukaryota; Metazoa; Arthropoda; Insecta; Lepidoptera; Papilionidae.